AUGACCAAAAAAGAAGAACUCAGAAUUUAUAAAAUGUCGAACAAGAUCAAGAUAGGGCUGUUGGGGGAUAUGGGUGUUGGCAAGACGUGUAUAGUUCAGCGUUUUUGUUUCCACACGUAUAAAGACCUCUAUGAAUCCACUAUUGGAAUUGAAAUCUGUGAUAAAGAAGUGACUGUGGAUGGUCAGAUGUAUCCCAUUCAGAUCUGGGAUACAGCUGGACAAGAACGUUUCAGAUCAGUCUCACGUGUAUUUUUCAACGAUAUCAAAGGGAUAUUCAUUGUGUUUAGUUUGGACUCAAUGGAGACUCUCAAUCACUGCAAAGACUGGUUGGACGACUUCUAUAGUGUAGUUGAUCAUUCUAAAAACAUUCCCGUAGUGUUGGUUGGAAAUAAGUUGGACUUAAUCACGGACGAAGGUGGAGUCAGAAUACCAGAAGACGUCAUAAAGAAGUUUGUUGCUGCGAAUGACAUUCCUUUGUAUGUUGAAACGUCGUCUAAAAAGGAUUUAAACAUCGACUCGUCGUUCCAAGAAAUGCUCUCGAUCAUCGUGAAGAGAAAUUUGCAUCUUAAUGAAGAGAAAGAAGUUGUUGAUAUCACCCAACAACAAGAAACUAAAAGCACCUCAGAAGUCUCUCAACCUUCGUCGUGUUGUUAA
Entamoeba invadens IP1 is the source of this 654-nucleotide messenger RNA. Its product is annotated as GTP-binding protein YPTC1, putative. Lineage: Eukaryota; Evosea; Mastigamoebida; Endamoebidae. The record is from RefSeq and is a predicted model, not a curated record. Gene Ontology annotation, molecular function: GTPase activity; GTP binding. Bases 1 to 654 code for a protein of 217 amino acids. The transcript has 3 exons.